CUGAUAUGUUGGUUCGUCGGUGUGAAUUUCCUGCAAUGAGGCGAGAUCCCUUACAAAUGACCAUGUUCCCUAAUGUGAAUCCAAAUGCCAACGAAGAAGAAGAGGAAAUAAAGUGGACAGUCGAGGGCUUGCAAGAAAGCUUAGAGAACGAUUCAAGCUGGUUCCGUAAAGUGACCGUUGGCUCUGAUUGCUAUGCUGGCUUUGCUGUCUGGACUUUGGAGUCGAGCAGUGGAAAAACAAGGCGCAAGGCAAACUCGAACGAGAGGCGUGAGUCCUGGAAUCCUGCGUCACUAGAUUUGAGAGCUUGGAAUCAAGUCUCUAAGCGUCUUAGAGAAGAGCGCCAAAAAGUGUUGGAUGGCAAACAAAACGUAUGGAGAUUGAAUACGAUAUCGGUGGCACCAGAGUAUCAAAGGCAGGGCGUUGGGUCUAUGCUGCUGCAGUGGGGCUGCGAUAAGGCAGACUCUUGUGGCUGGAAUUCCUUUGUUAUGGCAUCUCCUGAUGGAGUUCGACUCUACAGCAGAUUCGGUUUUGAAGUUAUGGGGCAGGUACAGACAGAGCAUGGUACCUUCACAAGUAUGUUUCGGGAAUCGAAACCGUAUGUGGGACAAGAAAAGCAAGCUGGGUUUGUUGAUAUUUAAAUUUAAAUAUCAA
Messenger RNA from Pseudogymnoascus destructans, 651 nucleotides. RefSeq lists its product as uncharacterized. The transcript has 2 exons. The record is from RefSeq and is a predicted model, not a curated record. Bases 6 to 638 code for a protein of 210 amino acids. Lineage: Eukaryota; Fungi; Ascomycota; Leotiomycetes; Thelebolales; Thelebolaceae. Gene Ontology annotation, molecular function: acyltransferase activity, transferring groups other than amino-acyl groups.